Messenger RNA from Oldenlandia corymbosa var. corymbosa, 1998 nucleotides. Lineage: Eukaryota; Viridiplantae; Streptophyta; Magnoliopsida; Gentianales; Rubiaceae. The record is from the annotation of a GenBank genome assembly.
AUGGAUUUUCUCUCAGAUCAAGCGAUUCUCAGAGGAAUGAUGGACUACGAACAAUCCGCCAUGGAAAUAGUCGCCGAUCAAUCGGAGCAGAAAGAGGCGGCGGACGUGGAGGAGCAGGAUGAGGAUCCGUUCAUCAAAUUCAUCGAUUUUGCUCAGACGAUGUUGAGCGAGAAUGAAAAGGAGAACUCCAACCGUCCUGGUUGGAGCUGGACCGCUUCUCGGAUACUUAAGACUUGUUCUGCGUAUUCUAGCGGCGUUACUCCGGCAAUUCUCCUCUCCGAUCUCUCUCAGGCCUGGAGCGAGCAGAAUAGAGUUAGAGCUCCAAAAAAGAGGCCAGAUUAUGUGAACAAAAUGAGGGAAAAACAUAAGAGAGCGAAGCUUCCCGACACUGUUACGAUUGAUUCCAUAUACGAGAAAAGAUUUUUAUCACUGGCUAGUGUUAUUGAAGCAGUAAUAUUAGAUGUGUACACACUUCCAGGGACAAAUAUCUAUAUGAUAACUUUGGGUGACUUUUGGAGCUCUAACACCAUUGACCUCUACCUCCAUCGAAGAUUUUACAAAUUAGUUGAUCCAAUCAAUGGGAUUCUGAGGAAGGGACGAGAAGUCUUACUUACUGGAUGCCAUCUUCGGACAGCCAGUGGAAGUUCUGCUCAGUCUCGGCUUCUGCCAACCGAAAAUUUUAUAGUGUUGUUAGAUGAGGACCAAGAUGAUGAUGCCAUGCUUCUUGGAGCUCAAUUUUGUUCUGAUUCCUUCUCUUCCAUUUCACUCGAGGCAAUUAAUGAAGGUGUCUCUUAUUCAUUGUAUGCUAGAAUUGAAGCUAUUGGAUCCUUGGAGACCCAGGGGAAGCAUUGUUUGCAGAGGAAGCAGAUAAUACUUGUAGACAAUGACGAUGUCAAGGCAACAUUUCUGCUAUGGGGUGAUCAGCCGCUUCUUAGUGUUGGGAGCAUGCUCGCCCUGGAUAGGCCAUUCAUUGCAAGUUCUCCCGAUUGCGCCUUGGAAACAUGUGAAACAUUUUGCCUUGAAUAUGGUAGCGAAACACAGUUGUAUCUUGUACCUUUUCUUCAACAUGAGGAACAUGUGUCUGUGGCUUUAACCCAGAGCCGUUCUCAAGGGUCAAGGUUUAUCCCCAUGUCAGAGCCAAGUCAAGGAUCUGUAGUUUCCCAAGUUAGCUUGCCUUGUGAUUCUCAAGGAUCCAUGGAUUUCAGCCAUUAUCCAUUUCGCUCAUUUGUAGCUGAUGUACGUGGCAAGAUGACUAGCAUCAGUCUUUUUGGUGUAGUUAGCAAUAUCGUUCGAGAUACACAUACAGCAAGUUCCACUUUCUAUUUGGAGAUUAAUGACAGAACUGGAACCAUUUGGAUAAAGCUACAUUUUGUUAGAUCCUGGUCAGUUGGAAGAGUAAGCCUUGGUCACACUGUUUACAUAUCUGGUUUGAUGUCUUCCACAAGCAAAAACAAUAGAGUUGAGUUAUCAUGGGUGGAGAAUGAGAGCGGUGCUUCAUUUAUGAAUCUAAGUUGUUUACCAGCAUUGUUGAACUCAUCUUGUCUUCACAAGUUAUCAUGCCUUUCUGACCUGGAAUUGCAGACUGGCAUCACUCAUAUAUGUCGAGUAUGGCUGGAUCACAUUGAGCACGUAAAUACCAGAUUUUUGCAUUCUGCUUGCGGUAAUUUUAUUGAGAACGAACCUGGGGAUAUAUUUUGCACUUUUUGCAACCGUAAUUGCUCUGGGGAAGUAGUGCGUUCAUUCCAUAUGAAGAUAACCCUUGCAGAUGAGAGUACCAAAAUCCAGGGUUGGUGCAUUGGUCAAACGGCGGCAGAGCUGUUGCAAAUAUUUCCUGAUGAAUUUGAUGCAUUGCCCGAGGAAGAGCAAAUCAUUUAUCCAUCUGCUCUAGAGAAUGAAAGGUUUACUGUCGCCAUCGUCAACUGCAAGGGUCAAGCUAGUAUGAUGGAUUCUGAGCACUACACAACAGCAUGGGAAAUCACCCGGGCAACUAAACUUUGA